AUGGGACCGCGGUUACCGUGCUGCAAGUCACACGAGUACACGACGGACACGGACACGAACAAAGGUACGCGCGAAGUGUAUAUACCGUAUGCUUUAUGGUAUAUACCAAUGGCCAAUGCACACCGUAUAUACCUUCUUAUAUUACUCUUUGUAUCAGGCUUUUUCCUAACCUGUGAACUGACCGGCGCCCAAAAUGACCUGUCGUUGACGUACCGAGUGUCUGCCGAGCGAAUUGUACAGGACACCAGUAAUUAUGUGGAAACUCGGAGUGCAGAACAAAAGUUUUUGAAAAAGUACAUGCUAUCGCCAGAUGUGACGUGCAACGACGGAUCUCCGGCAGGGUUUUACGUGCGCCAUUCAAACUCUAGUAAGACAUGGAUAGUGUUUCUCGAAGAGGGCUGGUGUUGUUACGACAAAGCAAGUUGCGAGGAACGUUGGUCGCGAGCCGAAUACCUCAUGUCAUCAAAAGAAUGGCCCGAAACUCGAACAGGCGGAGGGAUAUUGUCCAAUAAUGCGGCUGAAAAUCCUUACUGGUGGCAGGCAAAUCACGUUUUCGUACCGUAUUGUACUAGUGAUAUAUGGACAGGUCGGAGAGCAGAACCACAACACGGGUCUAAAUUCACUUUUAUGGGCUCCAUAGUGAUUAAGCAAGUCAUCAGAGAGCUAUUAACUAUAGGUUUGGCCAAUGCCAACGCUCUCAUACUCUCUGGAAGCAGUGCUGGGGGUGUUGGAGUCAUGUUGAACCUGGAUCCCAUUCAAAAGAUGUUGAGACAGUACAGCGGUAUGUCGGUCCACGGUAUCACGGACUCAGGUUGGUUCAUGGACCAACAGCCAUACGAUAUCGAGGACGAAGGGGGUUCAUCGGCGUCGCCGGUCGAAGCCGUGAAAAAGGGCAUCCCUUAUUGGCACAGUCAGAUACCAUCCAGGUGUCGGAAUCUCUACAUCAACGAGCCUUCCAAGUGUUUUAUCGGCUACAAGAUUUAUCCUACAUUGUCGGUCCCGUUGUUCGUGUUUCAAUGGUUGUAUGACGAGUUCCAGCUGAAAAAUGACGUCGGCACGCCGGUAACCAAACAACAAUGGGACUACAUACACAAGAUGGGCGAAAGGCUGCGAAAAUCAUUACUAAACGUCACGUCGGUGUUCGCCCCGUCUUGCGUUUCCCAUACGGUGCUCACGAAGAAAGACUGGAAGAACAUCAAGAUCGACUCGGUGUCCCUGCCUACGGCAUUGCACUGCUGGCAGACCGAGACGAGGUUCGCGAAGAUGAACGGCAACGGAAACGGAAACAACAAUAACUAUAACAACAACAACAGCAACAAGUCUAGCCAGUCUAGACCUGGCCGGGCGAACGGCAACCACGGUGCGGGAGGAGGCCAUAAUAACAAGAGAUUGACGAAAGUCGACAGGCAGACGGUGACCGAUAACGCGACCAAGAGGAAACAGAAUAAGAUGCAUCGAAACGAUCAUCGAUCUGGAGCAUUGAUUCAUAAGAAACGCAGACGUCACCACAAAAAUCACGGGAGCUGCAGACACCAGCAUAUUCAGAGCUGCACUUGGCCGCAGUGCAACAACUCGUGUCCAAAGCUUCAAAAUCCGGCAACAGGCGAAGAAGUGGACUUCAUCGAGCUGCUGCAGUCGUUUGGCGUGAGCAUACCAAGCCUGUCGACCGAGCUGGGAAUCGACAUGGAAUCGCUGGUACACAUGGACCAGGACGAGCUGCUGAACCUGCUCACCCAACAGUCCAAUUAA
Molecule: messenger RNA, 1749 nt
Organism: Macrosiphum euphorbiae (potato aphid)
Lineage: Eukaryota; Metazoa; Arthropoda; Insecta; Hemiptera; Aphididae
Source: the annotation of a GenBank genome assembly